CAUUUUACUGCUAUCGGGUUCUUAUAAAUGACAUAAAGCAGCUUGUUUUUUGUCAGUCAUGGGGGGCACACAGCAGAAGGUGCUUCAUUUUUGGACACUUGUUUAUUGUCUCUUUGCCUCCCUUUCACCUGCUGCAGGUCAGAUCAGAUUAGCUGGGCCAACAAGGUGCUCUGGAAGAGUUGAAAUCUAUCACAGUGGCUCCUGGGGAACAGUCUGUGAUGACAGCUGGGACUUAAAUGAUGCUAAAGUGGUCUGCAGACAGCUGGGCUGUGGGGCAGUGGUGUCGGCCCCUCAGUCUGCUCACUUUGGUCAAGGAACAGGACAAAUCUGGCUUGAUGAUGUGGCCUGUUCAGGGAGUGAAAGUUUUCUAACUGAGUGUCGGCACAGUGGAUUUGGGACACACAACUGUGGACAUGGUGAGGACGCUGGUGUCGUCUGCUCAGGUCCUCAGAUCAGAUUAGCUGGGUCUGGAGCAACAAGGUGCUCUGGAAGAGUUGAAAUCUAUCACAGUGGCUCCUGGGGAACAGUCUGUGAUGACAGCUGGGACAUAAAUGAUGCCAAUGUGAUCUGUAGAUACAUAGACUGUGGAACAGCCCUGAGUGCCACGACAUCUGCCUUUUUUGGUCAAGGAACUGGACAAAUCUGGCUUGAUGAAGUGGCCUGUUCAGGGAGUGAAAGUUCUCUAAUUCAGUGUCGGCACAAUGGAUUUGGGACACACAACUGUAAUCAUGGUGAGGAUGCCGGUGUCAUCUGCUCAGUAAGCUUCCCAAAACCCGGUAUCUCCAUGAGUCCUGCUGGUGAGGUGACCUGGGGUCAGACUGUUGAAAUCACUUGUUCAAUCUCAACUCAGGCUGUAGGUGGAACAUUCAUUCUGCUGAAAACUUCAGAUUCAUUCAGAAGAACCGAAACCUCAAGUACAAACUCUGCUGCCUUCAGUAUUCCUGAAGUCGACUUUCAUCAUGAGGGAUCGUACCAGUGUCAGUAUCAGAAAAAUGGUCCAAGUCGUGAAUUUAUCUCCCCAGAAAGUAACUCUGUAAGGCUUUCUGUUACUGUGAGACUACAGACGCCCAACAUCUCCUUGACGUCUCCUAGUGGAGGACUUGUCUGGGGUCCUGAAGGUGCAGAGGUCACCAGUGGUUACAGCUUUGAAGUCACCUGUUUCAUUAACACCAGAUUUUCCAGCGGACAAUUUAUCCUCACCGUCCCUGGUUCCAAACUCACAGAGCCAGCAGUCAACAAUUCAGCCUCCUUUAGGUUCCCUGCUGCAGAUUAUGAACACCAAGGCAACUACAGCUGUGAGUACGAGGUCACCGUGUCCACGCAGACGUUCAGAUCUCCAGCAGCGCAGAUUAGUGUCAUCAUUAAAUUGCUUUUGAUGCUGCUGGCGUCCUCGGUAUCUGCUGGAAUCGUGCUGCUGCUCCUGCUGCUGCUGCUAGUGGUGUGUCUGGUGUACAGGAGAAGACGACCGGCCAAGAAACCUGAACCCCUCAUCCAAACUCAAAUGCUCGUCCGAGUCGGCAACAAUUACAUACAUUCAGAUGGCGAGGACGAUGAUGAAGACUACGUGAAUGUUGAUCUCGUGAACACUAAUGAAAAUAUCAAAGGGGGAGCUGCAGGAGUAGAAGGGAGUGAUGACUAUGAGGAGCCAGUGAGUGAUGAUGAUCAUGAUUAUGAGGAAGUGGGCCCAAAUGAUAAUUGCAAAAAGCCCAAGGAGGCCUGUGUGAAUUCAUACAGUCUCAGAGAAAAUUAUGAACAAGAAGUGAGUGAUGAUGAUCAUGAUUAUGAGGAAGCAGGCCCCAAUGACAGCUACACAAAGUCCAAGGAGGUCUGUGUGAGUGUAGAUAGUCACAGAAAAACUGAAGCUGAGGAUGAUGAGGAAACUAGUGAUGAAGACAACAUUUAUGAGAAUGUAUCCCCACCAUAACCCGUUCAUUAUCAUUGAUAAUAAACUGAACUUCAUAAACAUAAAAAAAAUAACCACGAUUGAUAAAGCUGCAGGUUCAUAAAUGGGCCUGCAGCCUUUUUAGUUGUGGUUAUUUGGUUGAACGCAAUAAGAUGUUAACUUUGUAAAUUGUGGCGACCAUUAGGGUUGAAAAGAAGGAUAAAGCAGGCGAUCCUUUAUCAUGUGAUUGACAAGUUGCUUGUCUCUGAUUGGGCUGCGAUUCCUGAGCUUCUCAGAUUUGCCUCUUGCUCAUGAUGCCUGGUUUUAAAACACCAAGACAAAAUUGCUCAGCUUGAGGUGGGACUCCACUGAUCAAAAGGUGGUUUCAAUGGGUGGAUGUAGCCAACUUUUAUAUACAUUCUAAGAGGAUCUCUUAACUUUUCCUCAGAAUUUCAACAAGUCAAAUAUUUUCUGUGUACUGUAAGAGUUUUUAGCUUGUGACCUUAAGUAUUAAGAUGAAUUAAUUGUACGUAGCCUUUUAGCAAUGAAAAAUAACAACAAACAUCUUAACUUGAAAACUGCAAUCUUUUCUUUCCUUCUGAUCUUUGCAGUCUCACAGAAGUCUGUCAUUUCUGCUGACAAUACUGAGAACCAUAAACGGAGGACAAACUUACUAAUGCUAUCUGACGACAGCUAGAGCUGUAGUUUAUAGUUCAAUUCAGAUUUAUCUAUAUCACAACAAACAGUCACCUCAAGGCAUUUUAUAUUGUAAGGUAACGACCCGACAGUAAUUACAGAGAAAACCCAAAAGUCAAAAUGACUCACUAUGAGCAGCACUCGGUGAUUGUGGGAAGGAAAAACUCCCUUUUAACAGGAAGAAAUCUCCGGCAGAUCCAGGCUCAGGGAGGGGCAGUCAUUUGCGACCGGUUGGGGCCGAGGGGAGAAGUCCUUUGGUCGAGAAGUUUUUUUUUUAAGUAGAGAAAAAAAGUGUCUGUAACUUCAGUCCAGCUGUUAAUUGGAGUACUCGUCCUGUUAGGGGUGAAUUUUUGUGGGCUUCCAACAUGAUUGUGUUUGCACGAGUAACACGAGGCAAAACUUCACUUGGUGUCAGCAUACAUAUUCAAUAAGUCCUGGGAGAGAGCUAGCGUGGAUUGCCAAUAUCUACAGUGCAUAAGAUUUUUUUAUGCUAUCAGAGUCGUCGUGUUUGUGUGUUAUACACAGUUAGCAUGAAGAAACAGAGCAUAUUUUUACACAGACUGAUGUCAGCAUAUUUGACUGACUGUGAUUAAUCUGCACUUUGUAUCAACAGUUUAGAGGACAAGAUGAUUUCAUAAUCAUUUCGUGUCCUGUUAACAGUAGGAACCUAUUGCUCAUUUGCUAAGCUGUCCAUGGUGCUGAAAUAAAAACAACUAGCAUCUAAUGACUCCAAACAUACAGAACUCCACAGAUGUUUCCUGUUCCAACUCUCAGCCAGAAUGUCCCAGAAUAUGAACUAUGUGUUUCAGGUUUAUUGAUAAUAUCAUUGUUAUUUAAUAUAAUUUAUCUUCAGUGAGAUAAAAUGCAAGAAAAAUAGAAUUACAAAAAUCUUAAGUAGUGGAACAUUUGUGAUAUGUCAGCUAUGUGUGUUUAAAAAAUGCA
Molecule: messenger RNA, 3520 nt
Organism: Archocentrus centrarchus (flier cichlid)
Lineage: Eukaryota; Metazoa; Chordata; Actinopteri; Cichliformes; Cichlidae
Product: deleted in malignant brain tumors 1 protein-like
Exons: 8
Coding region: 59-1924 (621 amino acids)
Biological process (GO): zymogen activation
Cellular component (GO): plasma membrane
Molecular function (GO): serine-type endopeptidase activity
Source: RefSeq, a predicted model, not a curated record